GGGCUUUCACUCAAAUCAAACAUUUAAAUACCUAUGUCGAUUUGGUUCAAGGCCUUAAACAUUUAAAUACUAGUUUUAGGGCACACAGUUCAUCAUUCACACACUUUCAGAGAACCAGACAGAGAGAAUCGAAUCAUUGCAAAUGUAUUUAUCUCCCCACUUUACAGGUUAAUCUUACAUCAGAGUGUCUGUUGUAAGGAGUUCAGAGUGCAUAUACUAUGAUUGGGGAAAAGAUGUCUGAGGUGGGAUACGCUCAUCUUGAUGAAGAAUUUGAUUUUGAUUUGGAAAAAAAAAUGAUUGAUAUUGCUCGUCAUGACAAGAAACCUAAAUUUCUCUAUCUUAUGAAGAAGCUAUUUAAAAAAGAAAUGCCAAAGAGAAAAAAAGUUGGAAAGGAGGAAUUAGGUGGUAAUCAAGCUAAAUAUUGCCCGUCAAUGAUUUUGGAUUUGAUUUGUUUGUGUGACGCAGUAGAUUGUGCCGUUGCUUUUCUCGAAGGAGAGACCGGUUUCAUCGCGGAUCUUAAUGUUCCCUUUGUGGAUGGAUUAUAUCCAUUGCAUUUAGCAGCUAAUUGUUUAUCGUAUGAAAUGGUCAAGUUGCUACUUUUCCAUGGAGCUCGGACUGAUGUCAGAACCAUAGAGGGUAGUUUUAAGGGGGACUUGUUUCCUCUCAAUGUAACACUUGAAACAGUAAGGUAGAAGAUUGAUAUUAUAAUAUAAAUUUUUUUGUUUCUUUUAGUU
Cornus florida is the source of this 734-nucleotide messenger RNA. RefSeq lists its product as uncharacterized. The coding region runs from base 219 to 692 and encodes 157 amino acids. The record is from RefSeq and is a predicted model, not a curated record. NCBI's taxonomy places the organism in Eukaryota, Viridiplantae, Streptophyta, Magnoliopsida, Cornales, Cornaceae. The transcript is spliced from 3 exons. Gene Ontology annotation, molecular function: protein binding.